Molecule: messenger RNA, 3120 nt
Organism: Equus caballus (horse)
Lineage: Eukaryota; Metazoa; Chordata; Mammalia; Perissodactyla; Equidae
Source: RefSeq, a predicted model, not a curated record
GUGGUGUGUCCAGGGUGCUCACUCCUGGAGCCUACUUCUUCCUCCGUCUGUCUGCCUGGGGAGAAGUGGAGACCGGAGGACACAGGGAUCAGGGCAGAGCACCCUUGGGGGAGGGUCCCAGAGCCACUGUUUUUUCAGUUGUUCAAUGAAGAUGCUCUUGAACUUUGCAUCACUGAAAUCAUCUUUCUUCUGGACUUUGGCCGGAACCCUUUGAGCCCCCCUGCUGAGGCUUUCCUCUCAAGGGGAGCCUGCCCUGAGAGUCUUACUUGUACCUGUUGUGUUCCCCUCUCUGGGAUGUAGUUUCCUUUUCUGCCAAAUACUGCGCUGGCUCUGUGAUCCCAGUCGCUGCUUAGUCAUCUCAGCCCUCUAGCAAUCCCAGGUCACCAUGGCCCUCUUCUGGUUCUCUGACCAACAGUUUCCCGCAGGCCUUCUUGCAAGGGUUGGCCUCUUUCCAAGAAACUCACAAUGACCAGAGCUGCACUCAUGGCCCUUGUUCCAGAACCCGUGGGCCUCUUCCAACCCCUCAUAUCCCCCUAAGGGUCUACAGAACCUGACCAGUUCCUCUUCUCUCCCUGGCAGGAGUAGGUGAUGAUGGGGGAGCAAGGCAGAGUGCCUGCUUGGGUGAACUGUGUGAGCUGACUGCACCCUGAGUUCCUGAGCUGCCUCACUGACCUCCAUCAGGCUCUGGAGAGCAAGGACAGGCUGGCGCGAGCUAGCCAGACUGGGAGGGCACAGCCCCGCCCCCUGUGCGGAGGUGGUGUGGGGGCCCCUCAGAUCUGGGGGCCUCAGGCUCAGAGUGGCCAGCUACUCUUGCCCUUUGGGCACCAGGAGGGUAGUGGGUGUGAUUUGCCGUUUUCUUACAGAUUGGAGCACUGACUCGCCAGCCUGAGCGUCUCUACCAAGACAGCAGGCCCCAGCAAGCUAGAAUGUCCUGGCCUGAUUGAACUUUCACCUUAUCUUUUACUAGGCUAGACUUCCAACAGCUUUGAACCGAAGCUUCUCAUAGGAUUUCCCCCACACUACCUUUAAAACAUAUUAUUCAUCUACGUCAUGGAGCCAUCAAAAUGUCCCCCAAAUUCCAACAUACGAAGUGGCCUUCUGCUCCAGGAGGGGCUUGAUGGUUGCCAUCCCUCUUUCUCUGUGAAUGGAUACCUCACCUGUGCCCUUGUUCCUAAGCAGAUGGAUCUGUCAGGGAAGGGCAUUUGCCGAAUAGAGGUUGUUGGGGGGAUGCUGCUUAAAAUCAUGCAGUCUUCAAAAAUCAUUAUUGAAAACAUUUCAGUCUGCUUAAUUUCAGUGCCCUGAGGCAAAGCCCCACCUUUGUAGUUGCCAGGAUGGAGGGAAAGCGGGGCCACUUGGAAAGCUUGGAUGCCAGCCCCAGGAGUUGGGCCUCCAUCUCACCAGGGGAAGGAUGAAAGCAAGAGCAAGCCCAGGGCAGCCGGCUGCAGGAGUGAGGAGGUACAGGAACUGGUGGAGGUUAGCUCGAGGGACUCCAGGAAACUGUUUGGAGGGGCCAUGGAGAGCAGAGGCGAGGUCAGAAACAGGGCAAUCAGGGGGCGCCAUCAGGCCAGCCACCACUGUGGCAGGCAGAAGGGGGGUCAGUCACUAGGAAGGUCAGUCACUAGGGACGCCUGGAGCACCUUCGUGGGUGACCACUGGGGGGCGCCGCGCAGGCCAGGACCAGGAGCGCCGCAGCGACCCCGCAGCGGAGGCUGUCACCGACGGCCAAUGGGGGGCGCCGUCGUGGGGCGGGCACCAGGAGCGCUGCCGCGAGAGGAGCACCGCGGCGCAGUCACUGCUACCUAGGGAUGGAAUCCCGGUGCGGGAAGCGGGGUUCCCGGAUGUCUGCCCCCGCGCCCACCGUUCUCCUGCUGCUGCUGCUGCUGCUGAGGCCCGCGGGCUGCUUGGGCGCAGGCGAAGCGCCGGGGGCGCUGUGCGUGGCUGCUCCCACUGACCCUGGCGCCCCCUGUGCCCCCAGUGGCACCGGUCCCUCAGGCAAACCUCGCCUCCACAGGCUGGUGUCCACCAUCCGGCCGCAGACCUUCACCAUCAGGUGGCCGGACCCUGUUUCUAAAGUCACCGUCGACUUUGUUCCCACCUGCGGCGUCUCCUACGAGCAGGACCCCACCCUCAGGGACCCAGAGGCCAUGGCUCGGCGGUGGCCAUGGAUGGUCAGUGUGCAGGCCAAUGGCACACACAUCUGCGCAGGCACCCUCAUUGCCUCCCAGUGGGUGCUGACUGUGGCCCACUGCCUGAUCCAGCGGGAUGUUGUCUAUUCAGUGCGGGCGGGGAGCCCGUGGAUUGACCAGAUGGUGCAGACUACUUCCGAUGUCCCGGUGAGCCAGGUCAUCGUGAACAGCAAGUUCCAGUCCCGUCGGUACUGGUCCUGGAUCGGCCAGGACAACGACAUUGCCCUCCUCAAGCUUGAGGGGGCACUCAAGUACAGCAAGUACAUCGGGCCCAUCUGCCUGCCUGGCUUGGACUAUGUGAUGAAGGACCAGUCCCUCUGCACCGUGACGGGCUGGGGCCGCCCCAGGGCUGAUGGUGUAUGGCCCCAGUUCCGGACCAUUCAGGAGAAGGAAGUCACUGUUGUCAACAGCACGGAGUGUGACUCCGUCUAUCACAGGUUCUCCAAAAUCCCCUCUCUGGUUCGGAUCAUCAACUCCCAGAUGAUUUGUGCGGAGGACUUGGACAGGGAGCAGUUCUGCUAUGAGACAAGUGGUGAACCCUUGGCCUGCCCUGUGGAGAGCACGUGGUACCUAGUGGGGAUGGUGAGCUGGGGCCCCGGCUGCAAGAAGAGCAAGCCCCCGCCCAUCUACCUGCAGAUCUCCUCCUACCAGCACUGGAUCUGGGAACGUGUCACCGGGCAGGCUCUGCCAGCCCCACCCAGGGCCCUGUUCCUGGUGCUGCCGCUGCCCCUCAGCCUCCUUACUGUGCUCUGACACUCAGCGCCGUCCCUGGGGGUGCCCUUCCUUGCCCAGGCCGCUCCUCGCUGCCCUCAGUGCCCAGAAUGCUGCAGGUGCAGCUCUCGCAGUCUCGCAAGGCAGGGCAGAGCCUGGGUGCUUAAUUAAACACUUCUCUUCCCCAUGCCUCUGCCUUCCUGGACCUCCGAAGCCCCUCGCU